AUGAUGAAAUCUAUACCGUGUACCAUACUGUCUGGGAUAUGCCUUUUACCGGCAGUUUAUGCCAAAGCCCUUUGGGCAACCGAGCCAGCGAACAAUUUCACAGACAUCAUCAGGACCGCCUAUCCGGUCGGCAAUGGACAACUAGCCGCACUACCUUUCGGUAACCCUGGACAUGAGAAACUCAGCUUAAACGUUGAUUCGCUAUGGAGUGGAGGCCCGUUCGAAAAUUCGAGCUACAAUGGAGGAAAUCCUCGAUCUUCGGUUGCAUCUGCACUUCCAGGUAUACGUGACUGGAUCUUCAAGAAUGGCACUGGUAACGUGACCGCUCUGAUGGGCGAUGACAACAACUAUGGGAGCUAUGCUGUUCUCGGAAAUCUGACCAUCUCAAUCGACAAGAUCUCAAACUUUACUGCAUACAACAGGUCUCUCGAUCUGACCACUGGUGUGUACACUACAAACUUCGAGGCCGGCGACAGCAAGUAUACGAGCAAAAUCUAUUGUUCGUAUCCCGACAGUGUUUGCGUGUACGAAGUUUCUUCGACUGGCACUCUGCCGAUCAUCCAUAUAUCGUUUGAAAAUCAGCAGUCUAAUGCCUCCUUGGUCAACUCAAUAUGCUCGACAUCAUCCAGGACCGCAUCAUUUGUUGGCAUCACCCAAGCCGAGAUUGGUAUGCUAUACCGUGCUGAAGCCAGAGUCGUGGGAAAAUCAGCUUCACUCUCCUGUUCCUCAGGUAUCCUAACCAUCAAACCCAGCUCGCAACAACACUCUCUAGCGUUGGUCGUCGCUGCAGGCACCAACUAUGCAGAGACUAAGGGAACAGCAGCUGCCAACUACUCUUUCAAGGGCUCAGACCCAGGAGAUUACAUUGCCACUAUUGCAGCUCUGGCGGCAGCCAAAGGAGCUAGAGCAUUGCUGCAGACUCAUGUUGCAGACUACUCCGCUCUGUCUUCACGCUUCACACUCAGCCUACCAGACACCGCCGGAUCUGCAGGAAAGCCUACAGCAGAACUGAUUGCCUCUUACCAAGGCACCGAGAACAUAACAAGCGAUCCAUAUCAUGAAUCACUUCAGUUCGACUAUGGUCGUCAUCUGUUCAUCUCUUCGUCACGCCAGAAUUCUCUACCCCCAAAUCUGCAAGGCAAAUGGGCCUACGGUCUUCAAAAUGCUUGGGGUGCCGACUACCACGCCAACAUCAAUCUACAAAUGAAUCAUUGGGGUGUAGAUCAAACCGGUCUUGGAGACUUGCAAGAAGCUCUGUGGCGAUACAUGGUUCAGACAUGGAUACCACGAGGCACCGAGACUGCAAAACUACUGUACGAUGCACCAGGCUGGGUUACGCAUGACGAGAUGAAUAUAUUCGGUCACACCGGUAUGAAGACGGGUGACGAAUACUGGGCAAACUAUCCAGCUUCAGCAGCAUGGAUGAUGCUCCACGUAUCCGAUCACUUCGACUAUUCUCAAGACCUGAAAUGGCUGCGAGAAACCGGAUACCCACUUCUCGAAGGUGUAUCUGCGUUUUGGCUCAGUCAGUUGCAAGAAGAUGCCUCUUUCAAGGAUGGCAGUCUGGUAGUGAACCCCUGUUCAUCGCCAGAACACGGGCCUACAACAUUCGGCUGUACACACUAUCAACAACUCCUCCACUCCCUCUUCACAAACACCGUCUCCGCUGCAAAAGCGCUUCACAUCUCUUCCCCUCUCCUCCCCGACCUCACGCAUGCCUUGCAUCAUCUAGACACCGGUCUCCAUAUAAAUCCCUCCCUACAAACCCUGCAAGAAUGGAAACUCACCGACCUCGACACCACCUACAACACAAACUCCACCCACCGCCAUCUCUCCCACCUAAUCGGCUGGUUCCCCGGCUCCUCAAUCUCCGGCCUCCUCUCCGGCUACACCAACACCACAAUCUCCACCUUCGUCCGCAACACCCUCCUCCAACGCGGCCCAGGCAUCACCGACUCAAACGCCGGCUGGGAAAAAGUAUGGCGAUCGGCCUGUUGGGCACGCUUGAAUGACUCUUCCUCCGCAUACGACGAGUUGAAACUUACCAUUUCCCAAAAUAUCGCUUCUAAUGGUUUGUCCAUGUAUUCGGGCAAAAACGAGCCUUUUCAAAUCGAUGCGAAUUUUGGGUUCGUGGGGGCGGUGUUGGGGAUGUUGGUUGUGGAUAUUGCUGGGUUGGAGAGUGUGGUGUUGGGGCCUGCUGUGCCUAAAGAGUGGGCUGGGGGUAGUGUAAGGGGGCUGAGGAUUAGAGGGGGUGGAAGUUGUGAUUUUGGAUGGGAUGAGGGGGGUGUGGUGCAGGGAGCGAAAUGCAAAGGUGUUAGGAGGAGAGUUGUUAAUGUUGAGGGCAAGGUGCUUUGUUAG
This is a messenger RNA of Aureobasidium pullulans EXF-150, 2358 nucleotides long. Its product is annotated as glycoside hydrolase family 95 protein. Gene Ontology annotation, biological process: carbohydrate metabolic process. The coding region runs from base 1 to 2358 and encodes 785 amino acids. The record is from RefSeq and is a predicted model, not a curated record. The transcript is spliced from 3 exons. Lineage: Eukaryota; Fungi; Ascomycota; Dothideomycetes; Dothideales; Saccotheciaceae. Gene Ontology annotation, molecular function: alpha-L-fucosidase activity.